This is a messenger RNA of Paramecium pentaurelia, 1931 nucleotides long. NCBI's taxonomy places the organism in Eukaryota, Ciliophora, Oligohymenophorea, Peniculida, Parameciidae. The record is from the annotation of a GenBank genome assembly.
UAUGAGCGAAAAUCCUUUUGAGGUCUUAAAAGAAGACAUGGAAAAUGAAGAAGUUUAUUUAAAAGUCAAUGCUAUGCAUAGAGUGAAAGUUGUUGCCACUUUAUUAGGUAAUGAUAAAAUAAAGUCAUAAUUAAUACCAUAUUUUGAAAGUAAUAGCAAUUAAUUAAAGUAGGUCUAUUAAAAAAAGAAGAUGAUGAAGUACUUUUUGCAUUAGCUGAAGAAUUAGGAAAUAUUGCGUAAUUAAUAUUUGAUUAUAAUUAGUUAAAUUAUCCCAAAUUAAUCAUCUUGUCUAUUGCCACUCCUUGAAUAAUUGGCAGGAUUUGAUGAAACUGUUGUAAGAGAAUAGGCUGUUAGAUCCAUUACUAUAGUAUGUGGAUUUUUAGCAGACAAUGAAAUAGCUAACACUAUAGUACCAAUGGUAAAUAUUUCUUUUACAAUUUUAUAGAUUCUUAGAUUAGCAUCAAAUGAUACUAAUUUUACUUGUCGUGUAUCAGCAGUCAGUUUGAUGUGUCCAUUAUAUGCUAGAGCAGGCAAUUAAAAAGAGAAAAUUAGACAGUAAUUCAAAUUUAAAUAUUAAUUAGAAAGUUUACUGAGUUAUGUAGUGAAGAAACACCUAUGGUAAGAAGAGCUGUAGCUACUAAAAUUGGAGAAAUUGCUUAAUUUAUGGAUAAGAUCCAUGUAAUUCAGGAUUUGAUACCUGUUUUAAAAUAACUAUGUCAAGAUGAAUAGGAUUAAGUUAGAUUAUUAUGCAUGGAAAGUUUAAUGAAUAUAGCAAAAAUUUUGAAUAGUGGUGAGAAUAAAACAAAUAUAUUACCUCUUAUUAUAUAAUCAGCUGAAGAUAAAUCAUGGAGAGUAAGAUUAGCAUUAUCUAAAAUAUUUGCAGAUGUAAAAUAAUUAAUAAUAUUUAAUUAGUUAGCUGAGGCUGUUGGUAAAGAAAUUGCUGAUUCAUCCCUUAUUUAAAUAUUCUCUAAUUUGUUAAAAGACACAGAAUGUGAUGUUAGAGUCAUAGCAGUUAAAAGUUUAGCUAGAUUUAUUAAAUUUGUCUCACCAGAAAAAUUAAAUUUAAUUGUUCCACUUUUAUAACUCUUAUCUAAAGAUCCUUUUUCUUAAGUUAAAUGUAUUGAUUAUUUUUUAUUUUAGAAAAUGCAUGUGAAGUUAUUGGUUAAAUUGCUACACUUUUACCAAAAGAAUAUAGUCAAAGCAAAUUAUAAUAAUAUUUAAUUGAUUUAAUGGCAGAUGACAAUUAAGAUGUAAGAAGAAAUGCAGCAAAAUCUGCAGGCCAAUUUGCAUCUGCUAUUGGUCCAGAAGCUUUAAAUCAAUUUGUACCUUUUCUCAAAAAAUCUAUGGAUGAUCCUAAAUGGAGAGUAAGAAAAGAAACUAUGCAAACUAUUAUUUAAUUAGCUUUGUACAAUUUCAAUAAUUUAUUAUUUUAAGGACUGUCAAAAAUCCAGAUGUUUUUAAUAAGUAAUUGGAAUCAGUUUUUGUAAUGUUUUUAAAAGAUAGAGCAGCUGAAGUUAGAUCUAUGGGAUUAAGUUAAUUACCUGCUUUGAUUGCUACUUAUAAAUAAGAAUGGGCUGUAGGAAACUUUUUAUCCAAAUGUGUUGAAACAUUAUCCAAAGAUGUUGGAUCAUUAUAUAGAAUCAAUGCACUUUAUGCAAUCUAAUAAAUUUCUUUUUCUGUUGAUGGCCCUGUUGCUUAAGAUAGAUUAUGGCCAAUUGUAUAAAAGUGUUUAAAAGAUCCUGUUCCAAAUAUUAGAUUUGUUAGCAUUAGGGUUGCUAAAUCUUUGUCAAAGAAAAUUGAUAACUAAUAAACUUUGAAUCAAAUUAAAUAGUAUAUUAUAAUUUAAUUAUUUAAUAGAGCAAUUAAUGAAUUAGUAGAAGAUCCAGAUAGAGAUGUUAAAUUUUAUGCAUAAGAAGCAUUAUAAAAUUGAA